Molecule: messenger RNA, 402 nt
Organism: Symbiodinium sp. CCMP2456
Lineage: Eukaryota; Dinophyceae; Suessiales; Symbiodiniaceae
Source: the annotation of a GenBank genome assembly
GUCCAAGACGACGGCCAGGAGCUUGAGGCGGAGUAUGACUUCGAGGCGUUCAACAAGAAGACGCCCGCCGAGGUCUCUGACUCAGGGCCGCAGGAGUCGCGCAACGCCGUAUCUGAGUCUCCAGCGGCCCCUGCUGAGGAAGGGGAUUCUCUGAGGUUGGCUCGAUGCUUACAGGCCCUGCGGCAACUCGAGGGAGGGCUCAAAGAAGCGCAUGAGUGUGCGGCUGCUGCAAAUACAGCAGACUUUGCAGACUUUAGCAGGCUUCACCAAGUACUCCAGCAGCAGCGCGAGCUGGUGACCUGCACCCUUCGGGAGGUCACCCCCGAGGACAGCAAUGAAAAGCCUCUUGAGAAGCGAAUGGCCCAACUCGAGGCUCUGGCUACCGACUAUCCCGUCUUAGAG